This is a messenger RNA of Micropterus salmoides (largemouth bass), 3916 nucleotides long. It is a transcript of the gene xkr9, whose product is annotated as XK, Kell blood group complex subunit-related family, member 9. The transcript is spliced from 4 exons. Gene Ontology annotation, biological process: engulfment of apoptotic cell; phosphatidylserine exposure on apoptotic cell surface; apoptotic process involved in development. The record is from RefSeq and is a predicted model, not a curated record. Bases 1622 to 2776 code for a protein of 384 amino acids. NCBI's taxonomy places the organism in Eukaryota, Metazoa, Chordata, Actinopteri, Centrarchiformes, Centrarchidae. Gene Ontology annotation, cellular component: plasma membrane.
AGUUACUGUAUUUUGCUGGUUCAAGCUACAAUUUUUCUGUCUAAAAAAGGUCCUGUAGAAUGCGGCCCACUUUUGACAUACAUUAGUGUAUGUUAGAGGGCGGUUAGCUCUGUCACCUCGCAGCAAGAAGACUCAUAGACUGUAUAAAGCCCCAUACAACCCUGCAAAGGAUAAGUGGGGAUGGAUGAAGUAUAUUAUAUUCAUGUUGGGGGAAUACACUAUUGACUGUAUAUAAAGGAAUACACUCACAUAUCUGUCUAUUUUAGGAGCUAACUAGUGUUAAAAUGGAGCUACAUUGCAACAGCUGGUUAGCUUAGCUUAGCAUAACUACUAGAAACGGGGAAACAGAUACUCAGCCUGGCUCAGUCCAAAGGUAAUAAAAUCUGCCUACCACCACCUGUAAAGCUCACCUAUCUUUGACCUGUACAAAAACUGAAGUUUAAAACAAUGUCAUUGUUUGAGGUUUUAUUAUUUAUCAUUGGGGUUUAUGUAUGGAACUAUUUCUUGUCGGCUGGUUGCCAGGCAAGGGGACAACACUCCAGAAAGUUAACUUUCUGCUCCAUAUUUACAUGUAGGCCUACAAUAGCUAGUGGUAUCAAUCUUCUCAUAUUGUUAUUCAGUUCAGCUUUGGUAAUUUAAUGCUAAAUGCUUGAUGUAGCAUAACAGUAAACAAGUAGAAAAGUAUACUGACUCUGUUAGUUACACAGCAAUAUCUAGCAAAAGUUUGGUAAUAUUAGCUAACUUUAGCCACCAUAAGCUAUUGAUCAUACCAGACCAAAUAAGGCUGUAGCAGUAAAACUCCUGAGAGUUGAACUGAGCAUCUGUGUCUUUCACUGCUUAUUGAUCAAUAUUUGUGAGAGGAAGAAUGUGUUAUCUUCUUUCAAAAGUUAUAAAGUUUAAAUUUGAUUGCCUAUGUCAUAGUAUAACUCCAAUAAUUAUAACAACAACUAUUAAAAUGAUGAAAAAAUUUGAAAAUAAUGGAGUGCAUUAGGCUCCAGGGAUCCUGAUCUCAGAUACUGAUAUUCCCAAGUGCUUGGAUGACAGGAAAACCACUGUGUGAGCUGUGACAUCAACCUUUCAGUUCACAGCAAUCAGAAGACUCACCUGACGUGCAUUUCCCAAGCAGUGCACUUUAACUUGUAAAAUAUAUAUAUGUCUAGAGAUACCUUGGCAUUUCAUCAAUGGCUGGCUUUUGUAUAAGCCAUCCAAAGAAUGUCUUUAACGUCUGAAGGAUGGAAGACCUCAACAGGGAAAUUAUAUUGUGUCACACAUACAGACACGCACACAAGUACAUGCACACAGGCGCAAGAUAUAUUAUGUAAUCACAUUUCCCCGGUGUGGCUAUAUUUGUUCACAGUGUUGUCACUGAGGUGGAGCUUGUCAAAAGUUUCAAGGAAAGAGAAAGAGCUCUGGAGCAGUAGUGUUGGCCUCUGUGACUGUACACAGCUGUCUGCCAUGGCCAGAAUAUAGCCUACUGAUUGACCACAAUGGCACCUGAAUUGCUGGAGUCCAACACAAAACUGUCCAUCUCAGCUUUUCUUUGGAACCUUCAAAAAGCAACCACAUAUCUACCUUCAUCACAAAGUGAAACCUUCGCUUGAGCCUUUCAACUGAUGGCAAAAUGUCAGACAUUCAAUACACUAAACUGCGAUGGUUAUUAACCAUUGCUGGACUGUUCUUGUAUGUGGUGGACAUUCUGACAGACAUCGGUCUGGCACUGAAAUAUUUUCAAGAGAAACAUUUUGUGUGGACUGGAUUGACUCUAAUGUUUGUUCUGGUUGGGCUGCUGGUGACUCAGAUCUUCAGCCAUGCCUGGUACAGGGACGACAUGAAUGAUGUUCUGAUAAACCCUGAGGGGAAAACAACCAUACAAGGAAUGUCCAAAGGUGGACUUGCUGCCCUGCACCUAUUUGGCUUGGGCAUCUUCACCAGGUAUUAUCACCUGCUGAAACAAGGGUUCAAAGUGGUUUGGACAACAACAAACCCCUAUAUAGUUGAAGAGAGAAGAGAUGUGCACCACAAUCUGUUUUGCCUGGCGACUGAUCUGAGCAUGCUCAAACUGUUUGAGGCUUUCCUGGAGAGUGUUCCCCAACUUCUUCUACAACUAUACAUACUGCUGGGCCAUGAUGAGUGCUCAUUCAUUCAGUAUUUAUCUAUGGCAUUCUCCCUCUUCAACAUUGCCUGGGCCCUGGUGAACUAUCGCCGUUGCCUGCGCAGGUCCCUCCGCGACAUCAAGGAGAUGCCCUCUGGCCUCCCCACAGCAAUCUACCUCUUCUACAAACUCUGUACCAUGACCAGCCGCAUCCUCAGCUACACCCUCCUCCUCAUACUGAGCAGCUACAGCACAGUUGCCCUCACCAUCCUCUGGCUGCUGUGGACAACCUGGGCACACUUGCUUCAAACUAACUUCUGCUCAUCCAGAAGCCUUGAGCUUCUGUACAGAGCAGUCACCGGAGUUAUCCUCAUAUUCACCUUUUUCAACAUCAAAGGACAGGACACCAGAGCAGCCAUGAUCAUCUACUACUUGUUCUAUUGCGUUAUAAACAUUACUGCUCCUUUACUGCUGGCCUUUCUAAAGCCAGAGUUGCAGAAAACCACGUUUUUUCGAACAAUCACUGGUUUAAUCUUUGGAGGUUCAGUGCUGGGGCUGGUGUGCCUCGUGCUGUACUACCUCCUCCUGCAUCCCAGAGAGAUGUGGCGUCAGGCAGAUGAGGUGGAUGGCAUGGGUAAUGAACCCAGGACCACAAGCAGAAUAAGGAAGUUUUUGCAGCUUUGAUGAAGGUUUGUUAAAAAAAAUAGAAAUAAUAUUUUCCCCAGCCUGGUUAUGGGGAUGUAGAGAAAAACGAUUCUGAAUCUGCAGGUACCUAACAAUUUUAAGAGGAAAGGGUAAAAAGAGCCUAUACAAGGAGAUGUCAUCUUAAUAUUGUGCUCAUUAUUCAUUAGGCUACAUACGAGUACUGCUAUCAAUUAAUUUACCAUAUUCUGAGGUGAAGUUUGCUUUUUCAUUACUGAUACAAAUGACUAGGUAAGCAAAUAAGUGCAAAAUAGUUGAAUGUAGCAAUCAAAAUCUUUAUUUAUUCUUGUUUUAACAAACUUGUUAUGAAUGAUAUAUUUAUUCUUAUCAUAUCUAUAAAAAGUAAUUUAUUUGCUGAUCCUAAUGGACAGCUGGCAUAUUCUCCUUAGAUUGCCUGAAUAUAUUUUAUAUCAUUGUGACCAACACUGUCUAUUAAUAAUGCAUUGUAAAUAAUCCAAUCUAGAUAUUCUAUCAUGAUAAAAAUAAUUUCUCUACUUUUUAUGUUAGAUAUACACAUUUAUGUGACGGACAAAGACACAAUGAUAAGCUGUUAGAUGGUAUACUUGCAAGCUGUUUUCUGAUUAAGUUUUUUUCCACACCUUGUUGUCAGACCCUAGAAGUCGGGUAUUUACAGUCCAGUAAUAUCAUCUGGUAUGCCUCAGCUGAAUACUAUCUGGUGUUUGUGGGCAGAUGUUUUCUUUAAGCCUGUAACACACAUGUUAAACACAAGGUGGUGUUAUUGUCUAGGUUGAUUUUUCUAGGCGAGGUCUUACUCUACACUACUGGACCUACAUUAGCAACACUCAUCGAGUUAUCCUUUUAGUCAAUAUUUCAAGAUCAAGACAAACCUUUUCCAAUUACUCUAAUGUCUUCUCCCUUAAUAUUUCCAGCGCCCAGUUGGAUGUAAUCUCACAAUACGUAAGUGCUUGUUAAUCUUUAAAUUCUGAACUAUAUGAUUUAAGUAAUUCCUUAAUUAGAUUAUCCUUUCCUUUUGUUUGAAGUAGAGAUGCGUGUUAUUUGCCAGAGCAUCUUAUCUUCUUGUUCUUUUUCAGCCUCUUUUCACCAAUCCCCUCCCCCAGAAUGUCUCUUUAGUUUAAUUAAACAUGAGAACCAAAUGCCUAA